Molecule: messenger RNA, 1155 nt
Organism: Vigna umbellata (rice bean)
Lineage: Eukaryota; Viridiplantae; Streptophyta; Magnoliopsida; Fabales; Fabaceae
Source: RefSeq, a predicted model, not a curated record
CAUCGUCUCAAAGCCUUACACUGCACUAUCUUUAAUUCUCUUCUAUACCACUUCAAGAAAACAUGUGAAUAAAGUUCUUAAACCCACCGAAGAGAAGAAAACGAGCGCUAAUACGUCCGCUGUGUCUCUAUUUUCAGCGGACGGCCCCACCCAUCGAAGAAGAACUCUUUAAUUUUAAUUUUGCAGAGAGAGGUUCUCCCCUAGAAAAAGAACCGCUGUGUGGUGCUCAGUAGAUUUUCUUCUCCUCACACAGUUACUUCAAGCUUUGGGCGUCCAGAAAUGGUUAGAACUAGAGGUGGAUCAUCUUCUCGCGGUGAUGCUUCAUCUUCUCGUGGUGAGCCUUCAUCUUCAUCUCACGAUAAAAGGAGACGACCAAAACGUGUGGAUGUUAUUCAUGAGGAUGGGUCUGAGGAGCAUAACGAAAUUAUACAGCAGAGAUAUGGUGAGGACGACUAUGUUGAGCAGAAGGAUGUUGAACCGCAGGAGGAUGACUAUAGUGAGGAAGAAGAAGAAGAUGAAGAUGAUGGAUUUCUAGGAGGUCCACGUGACACCUCCUUGCUCACACAUUAUACCCAGCAUGUUGCAUUUGCCAUGUGGCAAGGCCGGGAUCGAGGGAAGAUCAAAGUGAUUUCCCAUGGUAAAAAAUUAAGACAUUUUGGAAUGUACCAUGAGGCUAUUGAGCGUUAUAUCUCCAUAUCGGGUUUGGCUUCCUUAGUCAACCUAUCGUACGAGUAUGUCGAUCAUGGAUUGAUCGUUUCCCUUGCGAAGAGGUGGCACCCAGAGACAAAUACUUUCCACCUCCGUGUAGGAGAGAUGAGUGUCACAUUAGAUGACGUUCACAAUCUGCUUCACCUACCUAUCAUGGGGCAAUUUUGUGACGUGGAGGAGUUAGAGUAUGAUGAGGCUCGAUCUCAUCUUAUGGACUUGCUUGGUGUCGAUCGUGCCAAAGCUUCAGCCGAGAUGAAACAGUCACGCGGUCCAAAAGUUAGGCUGAGCUGGCUCCGCGAGGUCUACCAAGAGUGCAUUGAGCAGGAGCUUUGGGAGUGCGCUGCUCGGGCCUACUUGUUGCAUCUACUUGGAUGCACAAUUUUUACGAAUAAGAGUGGGACAUUUAUUNAUUACAAUAUCAUUUGUUUUGGAAGCAGCUGCACUUGA